Acaulospora colombiana is the source of this 1173-nucleotide messenger RNA. The record is from the annotation of a GenBank genome assembly. NCBI's taxonomy places the organism in Eukaryota, Fungi, Glomeromycota, Glomeromycetes, Diversisporales, Acaulosporaceae.
AUGCAAAAGACAUGGAGUGGCAUAGUUGCUGUAAGAUUUUCGGAUUGCGCUUCGCAGGCAAGCAUAUACAUGUCUUUACAACCAUCUUCGCCUCAUAACACGGGGAUAACAAUGACAAGUCAAGAGGAGACAAUCUACUCUGCCUUGGCAGCCGUCUUCCUAACAGCGAUGGAAGGGGUACACAUACCGGAAGCCAUUCUUAAAUCUCCUCGAGACGUGCUUGAGGUACCUCAUCCUACCAGUUCCGGUGGUCUUUCUCCUCUUAGCCUUUUGUCCCCACUCGUACGAACGGAUUUUAGCAGAUGGAAACAUCAAGGCAUCCUAUUCAUGGCAACUAUCACGCGUAUGAAUCCUCGCCGCGCGGAUCCACGUCUCUUGUUACUUCCUCCCGAUACAUUCAAAGGGAAGAGAGUCCUGGACAUUGGCUGUAAUGAGGGAUGGGUGACGAUAGAUAUUGCACAACGAUUCUCUCCCGCAAAGAUCAUUGGUGUUGAUAUCGAUGCUAGCCUGAUUGGAGGAGCUUGGAAAAGAAGAAGGUUUAUUUGGAGUUUACAAAACACUUCACCUUCAACAACAGAUGCCACAUCCCCUUCAGGGUCUGAGCACGACCAGUCUGCGAGGAGUAAGAAAAGGAAACGAAUGGAUUCACAAAACACCGUCAGCAGAGACCCGACUUCUGCUUUCUUCUCCAAUGUCGAAUUGUCACCAGAUCGAUCGGACGUAUUUGCUUACUUUCCUCAGUCUAUGGAGUACAUGUUCGGACCCCUUUCUAUGCCACCGCCUUCCUCAAAAAAUGUCACACCCGAGAUACAUCACCCCUUUCCACAUAAUGUCACAUUCUAUACAGCAGAUUGGAUGAAGUCUACGAGAAAUGUGGUCCUGAGUAACGAGGCCGAAACAGGGCAGGCAGAAAGUAGUAAUGCGGCGAUGGAGAAAGAGGAUCGAGAAGGCUAUGAUGUCGUUCUUGCAAGAAGCAACCUACGCCCAAGCUGGGAUCAAGGAGACGAAGCGAUCCCUAGUCGCUUUUCGCAAAUGUCGGACUUGGAAAUACAUUUGGCGUCACGUGAUGACGUGAUGGGGUCCAGCGGACCCAUGGCACCGCCACCCCAGAAGUGCUUUAACGCAAGUCGUAUUCUCGAACAACUCUCAACCAAACUUCAAUCUUCAAAAAUG